CUCUCUUUUCUGCCAAGUUCAAGAAGAAGAAGAAGAAGAAGAAGCAGAGCAAGAAGAGACUGCCAUUUCUCAGCUUCUCUCUCUCUCUCUCUCUCUCGAUUGAGCAAGUGAUGCAGGGAUUCGCCGGCGGAGGAGACGGCGGCGGCGCCGAGCUCGCCCACCUCCAGUCCACCCUGCGCGCCAUCGAAGCCGCCUGCACCGCCAUUCAGAUGCAUCAAAACCCAGCAGCAGCUGAAGCUACUAUAUUGUCUCUGUCUCGAUCGCCUCAACCAUACAAGGCGUGCCAAUUUAUUCUGGAAAACUCUCAGGUGGCAAAUGCGAGGUUUCAGGCUGCUGGAGCAAUACGAGAUGCAGCUAUCAGAGAAUGGGCUUUUCUCACUGCUGAGGACAGGAGAAGCUUGGUUAGUUUUUGUCUUGGCUUUGCUAUGCAACAUGCGGGUUCACCUGAGGGCUAUGUCCUAGUCAAGGUUUCAUCAGUGGCUGCUCAGUUGCUUAAAAGAGGCUGGCAUGAUUUCUCAACAGCUGAGCAAGAGACGUUUUUUCACCAGAUUAAGCAGGCUUCUCUUGGGAUUCAUGGUAUACAUGUGCAGUUUAUAGGGAUCAAUUUUUUGGAAUCCUUGGUGUCAGAGUUUUCUCCUUCUACAUUGAGUGCUAUGGGCCUUCCUAGGGAGUUCCAUGAUCUAUGCCGCAGGUCGCUAGAGCUGGACUAUUUGAAGGUGUUCUAUUGUUGGACACGCGAUGCUGCUCUAAGCGUUGCAAACAAAAUAACUGAGUCUGACUCUGCAGUAAAUGAGGUUAAAGUUUGUACAGCUGCACUUCGUCUCAUUCUCCAAAUUCUGAAUUGGGAAUUCCAAUGCAACUCAAAUGGCAAAAAAGGGGUGAAUGUUUUCUCAAGUGGAAUUAGACAUGAUACUGCAUUGUCCAGCAGGGCUGAGUGCAUCUUAGUGCAGCCUGGUCCUGGAUGGCGUGACAUCUUAAUUUCAAGUGGAGAUAUUGUUUGGCUGUUGAACUUAUACACAGCUCUUAGACUGAAGUGUUCCCAUGAAGGUUUUUCGAUAGACUGCCCAAUUGCAGUUUCUGCUCGAAAGCUUAUUCUCCAGUACUGUUCUUUGACAGGCACGAUAUUUCCUUCAGACAAUGGACAACUGCAGGAGCAUCAUCUGCUACAACUGCUUUCAGGGAUUAUACCAUGGAUGGACCCACCAGAUCUUGUUUCAAAACAGAUUGAAUGUGGAAAGAGUGAAAGUGAGAUGCUUGAUGGUUGCCGGGCACUGUUGGCUAUGGCAACUGUAACAAGUCCAACUAUGUUUAACCAACUCCUUAAAUCAAUUAGGCCAUUUGGUACCUUUACCCUGUUAUCUACCUUGAUGUGCGAAGUCAUAAAAGUCCUCAUGACAAAGGACCCUGAUGAGGAAACAUGGAGCUGGGAGGCACGUGAUAUCUUACUAGAUACCUGGACUGCGCUGCUCAUGCCACUGGAUAGUGCUGGUGGGAUUGUACUGCUUCCACCUGAAGGUGUUGAUGCUGCGGCCACCCUCUUCGCAUACAUUGUAGAAUCUGAGCUAAAAGCUGCUUCUGCUUCUGCGUUCAAUGACGAUGCUGACUCAGACUAUCUUCAUACUUCCAUUUCUGCAAUGGAUGAAAGGCUAAGCUCUUAUGCUCUUAUUGGAAGGGCCGCUAUUGAUGUUGCAAUACCUUUGCUCACAAGACAUUGCACUGAACGGUUUUCACGUCUGCAUCAGGGCGGGGGCUCUUUCGAUCCAACUGAAACCUUGGAAGAACUCUACUCUUUGUUACUAAUAACGGGUCAUGUACUUGCUGAUGAAGGCGAAGGAGAGACACCCCUGGUUCCAAUUGCUAUACAAAGGCAUAUUGCGGACUUUGUGGAACCAGAUAAAAAUCCUGUUGUCAUCCUUUGUAGCUCAAUCAUCAGGUUUGCUGAACAAAGCUUCAAUCCGGAAAGUAGAUCAUCAUAUUUCAGUCCUCGACUUAUGGAGGCUAUAAUAUGGUUCCUUGCAAGAUGGUCCCAAACUUAUCUAAUGUCACCGGAAGAAUCUCAAGACAGCAGUUACAGUUCAAAAGCUGAUAAUAGGCACCAAGUGCAGUCAACAGGUUCUGGGCGAACUGUACUCAGAUAUUUCAAUGAGUAUGAUCAUGGCAAGACUGUGCUUGACAUCAUUAUCCGGGUAGCCAUAGCAACAUUCAUGUACUAUCCAGGGGAGAAGUUUUUGCAGGGCCUGACCUGUUACCAGCUGCUUCAUGCACUAGUUAGGCAAAAGAACAUAUGCAUCCACCUUGUAACGCUGGAAUCCUGGAGCAAGCUGGCUAUUGCUUUUGCUAAUGAGAAAAUGCUGUUUAUGUUGAAUGGAUCUCACCAGAAAUCCUUGGCUCAAACACUUGUUCUUUCUGCAACUGGCUUUAGAGAUUCUGAGUCAGCAAAUCAGUAUGUGAGAAAUCUUAUGGGGCAUAUGACAACACACCUAGUAGAGAUAUCCUCCAAGAAUGACUUCAAAAGAGUUGCUGAACAGCCAGAUAUUAUCCUGUCGGUUACUUGCCUGUUGGAACGGCUUCGUGGAGCUGCCAGUGCAUCGGAACCUCGAAUGCAGAAGUCCAUUUAUGAGAUGGGGUUUUCAAUAUUAAAUUCUACUUUGAUUCUUCUUGAAGUUUAUAAGCAUGAGUCUGCAGUUAUUUAUUUGCUGCUCAAGUUUGUUGUUGAAUGGGUGGAGGGACAAAUUACCUACCUUGAAGCACAAGAGACCACAGUUGUUAUUGAUUACUGCAUGCGCUUACUUCAACUUUACUCAUCUCACAAUAUUGGCAAGAUUUCUUUAAGUCUGUCAAGCAGCUUACUCAGUGAUGCAAAAACAGAGAAAUACAAAGAUCUGCGUGCUCUGCUUCAACUCCUUUCUAGCCUUUGUUCAAAAGAUCUGGUUGAUUUUUCAUCGGAUUCUUUGGAAGCCCAUGGAACAAGCAUAUCUCAGGUUGUCUUCUAUGGUCUUCACAUAGUCACUCCUCUGAUAUCUUUGGAGCUGCUGAAGUACCCCAAGCUUUGUCGUGAUUACUUCUCCUUGCUGUCACAUAUGUUGGAAGUAUAUCCUGAAAUGGUGGGACAACUAAACAAAGAAGCCUUUAGUCAUAUUCUUGAGACUCUUGAAUUUGGUCUGCAUCAUCAGGAUUCGGAAGUGGUUAACAUGUGUCUGAGAGCUCUUCGAGCACUUGCUUCCUACCACUACAAGGAAACAGCUAGUGGGAAGAUGGGCUUGGGAUCACAUGCCUCGAGUCUUAGAAAUCCAAAGGGCGAACUACAGGAAGGCAUUUUUAGUCGGUUCCUCCGUACAACAUUGCAGUUACUUCUUUUUGAGGAUUAUAGUCCCGAUCUAGUUGGUGCUGCUGCAGAUGCGCUCUUUCCCUUGAUACUCUGUGAGCAAGGCCUAUACCAGAAACUAGGCAAUGAGUUGAUAGAGAGGCAGGCGAAUCAAACAUUUAAAUCAAGGCUGACAAAUGCAUUGCAAUCUCUCACAAGUUCGAAUCAGCUUUCGUGCACACUCGAUCGGAUGAACUACCAAAGGUUUAGGAAGAACCUGACCAACUUCCUGAUUGAAGUUCGUGGGUUCUUGAGGAUAGUGUGAUGAGUGCAGCAAGGUGUUAAUCUCGUGUGUGGUGAGCGCUGUGGAUGAUGGAAGUUGCGGCUCCGAGAGAAGCUAUAGUUUUUUGAAGUGGACAGCCUUCGUCGACACAUUCAUUGGCGUGUGCAUAGACACAAAGACAUACCUGCACAUGAAGAACACAUG
Syzygium oleosum is the source of this 3791-nucleotide messenger RNA. RefSeq lists its product as uncharacterized. Lineage: Eukaryota; Viridiplantae; Streptophyta; Magnoliopsida; Myrtales; Myrtaceae. The record is from RefSeq and is a predicted model, not a curated record. Gene Ontology annotation, molecular function: nuclear export signal receptor activity. Gene Ontology annotation, biological process: protein export from nucleus. The coding region runs from base 111 to 3629 and encodes 1172 amino acids. Gene Ontology annotation, cellular component: cytoplasm; nuclear pore. The transcript has 32 exons.